UGGGAGGUGAUUUAAAGUGCGCUGCUACAUUCCCAGGUGGUUUAGUUUUCGGGAAGACAACGACGCGGCAACAUGAUAAGAGCUCCGUUGAAUUGCAUGUCGUAGUUCCCGUGGACCUUGUGUGUGGAUGAGUUUGUGAAAAUCAUUCUGAAUUUUUAUUGUUGGUUUUAUUUAUUUUGGAUUUGGUAAAAAAAAAUGCGGUAAACAGGAAAAUUUUGUACUUUUUGGUGGAAUUGCAACAACAAAAAAGUGAAGGAUAAUUAUCGAGUUUUGUUGAAGAGAAGAUAAACAAAAUUAGUGUCUUUUGUUAUUUAAUUCUUGUGGUUUUUUUUGUAAGAAAAUAUAUACAUUUACCUUUGGAGAAGUGAAGAGUUUUUGUGCAAAUUUGUGGAAGUCCCAGUGAAGCAUCAAGAAGCUGAAAAAGUUCUAACACCAAAAAGAAGAAAUUCAUCUUCGGAGAUCGACUAAAGCAAAGAGAAGAACAAGAAAAAAUAAUAAAUUAAUAUAAAAAAAAACUUCCCAGUGCAUUGUGCCGAUGAUGAUGAUUGUGGGCAGAAUGUGGCGAGCAUUCGCAAUUCCAUGGAUACUAUUUCACUUUAUUCAAGUGGCCACAGCAGAUUGCGAUUAUUCGAAAUGCGUUGAUCUGCAUGUGGACUACUACCAUCAGCCAAUUGUCAAUGCUGAGCUCGUGCAGUGCUGUGCCAAUCUCAAGGAUCUCUGCGACAAGACACGGUGCCCGCUGAAGCCGGUGGCGUGUAAGGAAGAGUUCCAUGAGGUGGUCAUGAAGAAGGGCGUCUGCUGCGAUGAGUACAAGUGUGCCCCACCAAAGGACAAAUGCAUCGUCCGGAUCAACGGAAGGGCAGCGCUGAAGAAUCUCGGCGAUACGUGGGAUUCCGACGAUCCGUGCACGAAGCACAUUUGCGACUACGGCAUGGAUGGGAAGGCUCAAGAGAAGACAUUUAAGGAAUACUGCUACCACACGUGCAACAAUGAAUAUGAAUUGAAGAUCAUAAAAGGACAAUGUUGUGGUCAAUGUGUGCAGACUAAAUGCAAAUUCAACGAUACCCUCUACAGUGUGGGUGAAACGUGGAAAAGUGAUGAUCACUGUGCGCUCUACGAAUGUACCAAAAAAGACGACACCGUUGCAGUAGCUUCCUACACAAAGCAAUGCCCUAAACUUCCGGCUUGCAAGAAGAAGGAUAUCUACGUCAAGGAUUGCUGCCAGUACUGCAAUCCCAGACACGGUAUGGGACACACAACGAAUAAACAUGCAGAUCCUGAGGAUGAGGACUACAAUCCCUACGAUAAGCACCCGUGCAAGAGACCCUGUGUUGAGGGAGCACAACCCAUGGUUUGCAGAUACAAAUUCAUUAUCGAAUGGUAUGAGACUCUGAGUAAAGCAUGCUACAACUGCCCCUUCAAUGCAACCGAUUGCUUCCGGCCACACUGCAUCACAGGCGAUGGAUCCCGAAGGAGUGUCCUUGUGGUGAAUCGCAAAAUGCCCGGACCUGCAAUUGAUGUCUGCCAGGGAGAUACAAUUGUUGUUGACGUGCAAAAUAAUCUCCUCGGUGAGACAACAACAAUCCACUGGCAUGGGCUCCAUCAACGGCGAACUCCCUACAUGGAUGGUGUACCACUGAUCUCUCAAUGCCCAAUCUCACAGGAACAGACAUUCAGGUACACAUUCUACGCUGAUAAUGCUGGAACGCACUUCUGGCACUCCCACACUGGUGUUCGCGGCGAUGGAGCUCUUGGACCGUUGAUUGUUCGGUGCCCCCCUUCGGAGGAUGUUCACUACAAACUCUAUGACUACGAUAAGAUUGAGCAUCUGAUGAUUCUGCAGGAUUGGACUUCCUUGACGGGAAUUUCCAUGUUCAAUGCUCAUCAUCAUUCCAAUGGUGACAAUAAACCAAAGAAUAUCUUGAUUAAUGGUCGUGGAAGGUUCCUCAAUUCACCUGUGAUACCCGUCAUGGAGGAUGAUAGUGAAAUGGAUUUGGCUGCAUCGUCAUCCAUUAUUGAACCCACAUCAAUUCCAAUGACAACGACAGAUGCUACAGCUGAAGCAACAACAUUUACUAGUGAAACCACGCCUGGUGCUACAACAACAAGCCUACCCGAAGGUACAACUACAACGAGCACAUCAGGAGCUAUAUCAACAAGCACAACAGGGGCUACAUCAACAGGUACAACAGAUACAACAACCGAAUUUGCAGCAGAUUUCACAUCAACAACAACCACAACUGAGAGCUCAUUCGUUGAUGAAGCAACAGAGGCAUCAAGAACUUACGAUCCAAAUACUGACUUUGGCUUCAUUCACGACAACAGAGAUCCCACGCUGAAGACGCUCUUCCAGCAUCAACAGCGCUACACGAAUGUACGAAAUAAGCGUGAGACACCAGCUGAAGCCUACCACAACUACCUCAAUGAAUCCCAGUACAUCCCCCUUCACGUAUAUCAUGUUACCAAAGACAAGAAGUUCCGUUUCCGCCUCAUCAAUGCGGAAUUCCUCAACUGCCCCAUGGAGAUGUCAAUUGACAAUCACACAAUGCUGGUCAUUGCAUCCGAUGGGUCUGAAAUUGAACCAAUUGAGAUUGAUAGCCUUGUGAGCUAUGCCGGAGAGAGAUUUGACUUUGUUGUGCAUGCCAAUCAGAAACCCGGAAACUACUGGAUUCGCGUUAAGGGUCUCAUGGAUUGCGAUCAGAGAUUCACAUCAGCACAUCAAGUGGCAAUUUUGCGAUAUGCUGGUGCCCCUGAGGAGGAACCCAAAGAUUGCCCAACUUAUGACUACGUACGCCCUGGAAGGCAACUGAAUGCCCUCAAUCGUGGCAUGGAGGAUCGUACGACAAUCUCCAUUGCGGAAACAACAUCAGCAUAUCGUGAUCCCGACAAUGGGGUACUGCAGAAGGAGGCUGACUUCAAGUUUUACAUUUACUACGAUUUCUACGCGAAGAACAACACAAACUUCCACAUUCCCGGCUUGUAUGGCUUCCAGGAGGUUCUCAAUGACAACCAGAGACGCUAUACACCACAACUUAAUCACAUCUCCAUGCAACUGCCUACGUUCCCAUUGAUGCCAGCGCGACAUAUGAUUGACGAUAGCCAAUUCUGCAAUUCCAGCACACUCGCCAAUCGCGGGAUUAACUGCAAGACGGAAUUCUGUGAGUGUUCGCACGUGCUUCAGGUGCCCCUAAAUGCCAUUGUGGAACUCGUACUCAUUGAUGAAGGCUUCACAUAUGAUGCAAAUCAUCCCUUUCACCUGCACGGAAGUGGUUUCCAUGUGAUUGGCAUGGAAAGGUUAGCUGGCAACAUAUCAGCUGAGAUUGUGCAAGAACUGGAUAGAUCGGGAAAACUCUAUCGACGCCUCAAAGGAGCCCCAAUUAAGGACACCGUAACAAUUCCCGAUGGUGGCUACACAAUUGUCCGCUUCAGAGCUGACAAUCCCGGCUAUUGGCUCUUCCAUUGUCACAUUGAAUUCCACGCAGAGAUCGGCAUGUCGCUCGUCUUCAAAGUUGGUGAACACGAUGAGAUGCUUCCUGUUCCGGAGAACUUCCCAACGUGCUCAGACUACAUGCCAGACGUUGAAGCGCAAUCAGACUCCUCAGCUCAUCGGACUACAGUCAAUAGUUUCCUCUUCCUCCUCAUCGCAAUGCUUCUUCGGAGAUACUUUCCAUGAAAAUUUCUUAUCAUCAAAUUGUGAAGACUUAAAAGGCAAAUUGUCCCAGACAUUCUAUCCCCGCCCCCUUGCCGCAAUAAUGAAUGCUGCUGCUCCUCCGGCAAAGGAGCCAAUGAUUCGUGUAUUCUUUCCUAAAACUCUGUUGAUUGUGAUAUUUAUAAUACUUCCAUUUUUGUUUCUUUUAUAGAAAUACUAUUUUUUUAUAUAAAAAAAAUGUUAAAUGUGUGUGAUAGAAUGUAAUUUAAUGUAAUAAAAAAAUAUAUAUAAAGAAAA
Lutzomyia longipalpis is the source of this 3946-nucleotide messenger RNA. RefSeq lists its product as uncharacterized. Gene Ontology annotation, cellular component: plasma membrane. Lineage: Eukaryota; Metazoa; Arthropoda; Insecta; Diptera; Psychodidae. Gene Ontology annotation, molecular function: oxidoreductase activity; copper ion binding; protein binding. Gene Ontology annotation, biological process: iron ion transport. The record is from RefSeq and is a predicted model, not a curated record.